ACACACAACACGUAUACAAAUGAUAUAAAGUUAUAAACUCAUUUUGCGGGGAGGCUAUUGUUGAACGGUGGGCUAUUUCACCCUCUUUUUAGAGAGAGAAAGCAGAGAGAUAAACGCACACAGCAGCGAAAGAGUUGACAGAUUCACACCGUAUCUGUGUUGAGGAAGCUGAUUAAAGCAUUUCGUUAUGGAAGAGGAGAAUUUCGUGGAGCUUCUCCAAAGGUAUAGGCGGGAUAGACGUAUACUUCUUGAUUUUUUACUUUCAGGUAGCUUAAUCAAGAAAGUUAUUAUGCCACCUGGUGCGAUUUCAUUAGAUGACGUGGAUUUAGAUCAAGUUAGUGUUGAUUAUGUACUCGGCUGUGCUAAGAAAGGUGAAAUGCUUGAACUAUCGGAAGCAAUUAGGGAUUACCAUGACAGUACUUGGCUUCCCCAUAUGAAUAAUGGAGGAUCUGUCGAUGAAUUCUUUUUGGCCACAAAUCUUGAAUCUUCAGGUUCACCUCCUAAAAGGGCACCUCCACCUGUCCCCACUGCGGAAGCACUGCCCAUUUUGCCUAACCUAUCAACGUCUUUGUCCCUUGAUUCAACACAAGAUGAAGAAUUAUCAGGAUUAUCAAAAUCACAAUCUCUGAACUCUACAAAACUUCAAGAACUAACAGUAGACGAUAUUGAGGAUUUUGAGGAUGGUGAUUAUUUAGAUGAAGUUAGUACCCGCAGAUAUUCAAGAAGAGGAUUAAAUGAUGCUUCUGAUGUUACCCUAGGGUUGCCUUCAUUUGCAACAGGUAUAACAGAUGAUGGUCUUCGAGAAACUGCAUAUGAAAUACUCUUGGCUGCUGCAGGAGCUUCUGGGGGACUUAUCGUGCCGUCAAAGGAAAAAAAGAAAGAGAAAAAGUCUAGAUUAAUUAGAAAACUUGGACGUAGUAAAACUGAACAUGUAUCCCAGUCUCAGCAAAUGUCGGGGUUGGUUGGCCUGCUGGAAACAAUGCGCGUGCAGAUGGAGAUUUCUGAGGCUAUGGAUAUCAGAACGAGACAAGGCCUGAUUAAUGCCCUAGCAGGAAAAGUUGGGAAAAGAAUGGACACACUUUUGAUUCCUCUUGAAUUGUUGUGCUGCGUAUCACGUAGCGAGUUUUCUGACAAGAAAGCUUACAUACGAUGGCAAAAUCGACAAUUAAAUAUGCUGGAAGAAGGGCUUGUUAAUCACCCUGCUGUGGGUUUCGGGGAGUCUGCACGCAGAGCAAGUGAAUUGAAAAUCCUUUUGGCUAAGAUUGAAGAAUCUGAGUCACUGCCUCCUUCUACGGGUGAAUUACAACGAACAGAUUGCUUAAGGUCUCUGAGAGAAAUUGCCAUUCCACUUGCAGAGAGGCCGGCCCGGGGUGACUUAACUGGUGAAGUAUGUCACUGGGCAGAUGGUUAUCACCUAAAUGUCAGGCUUUACGAGAAACUGCUUCUAAGUGUCUUUGAUGUUCUAGAUGAGGGGAAGCUUACUGAGGAGGUGGAAGAAAUUCUCGAGCUUUUAAAGUCAACCUGGCGAGUAUUGGGAAUCACGGAGACUAUUCAUUAUACUUGCUAUGCAUGGGUCUUAUUCCAUCAGUUUGCCAUCACUGGUGAGCAAGGGAUUUUGAGGCAUGUCAUCGAGCAGUUAAAUAAAAUACCACUAAAGGAACAACGGGGACCUCAGGAGAGAUUGCACUUAAAAAGCUUGCAAUGCAGAGUUGAAAGUGACCAGAAGUUCUUGGACUUAAGUUUCUUGCAGUCCUUCUUACUUCCCAUUCAGAGAUGGGCCAAUAAGCAGCUAGGAGACUACCAUCUACAUUUUCCCGAGGGGUCAACGAUGAUGGAGAAUGCAGUUGCAUUAGCUAUGGUUGUCCGUAGGCUUCUUCUUGAAGAACCUGAAUUGGAUGGGCAAACUGCACAUUUCACAGACAGAGAUCAGAUAGAGGCUUAUGUUUCGUCUUCCAUUAGAAAUGCAUUUUUGGCUAUAUUGCAUGAUGUAGAAGCAUCUGGUGCAUCUGAGGAACAUCCAUUGGCAUUACUUGCUGAACAAACUAAAAAAUUGUUGAAGAAAGAUGCAAUCAUAUAUAUGCCAAUCCUAUCCCAAAGACAUCCACAAGCACCUGCUGUAUCAGCAUCUAUUCUUCAUAAGCUGUAUGGGAUCAAGUUGAAACCGUUCCUUGAAGGAGUUGAGCAUCUUACCGAGGAUGUUGUUUCUGUAUUUCCUGCUGCUGAUAGUCUUGAGCAGUACGUAAUGGCACUUAUCACUUCUACUUGUGAAGAAGGAACCGCAGACUCUUACUGUAAGAAACUAGCUUUGUACAAGCUUGAAACAAUAUCUGGGACGUUGGUUUUGCGCUGGGUCAACUCUCAACUUGGAAGGAUUUUAAGUUGGGUUGAAAGGGCAAUUCAGCAGGAGCGGUGGGACCCAGUAUCACCUCAGCAGCGGCAUGGCAGCUCAAUUGUUGAGGUUUACAGGAUCGUGGAGGAGACUGUUGAUCAAUUUUUCGCUCUCAAGGUUCCCAUGAGAUUGGGGGAACUUAGUAGCCUGUUUCGGGGUGUUGACAAUGCAUUUCAAGUGUAUGCAAAGCAUGUUACUGACAAGUUGGCUAGAAAAGAGGAUAUCAUUCCCCCUGUACCUAUUCUUACCCGAUAUAGAAAGGAAGUAGCACUGAAGGUUUUUGUAAAGAAGGAACAACAUGAUCCACGGCUCCCUGAUAUGAGGAAGUCAAGUGAAAUUAAUGUCUUGACAACUCCAACACUAUGUGUUCAGCUAAAUACACUUUAUUAUGCCAUUAGCCAGCUAAAUAGGUUGGAAGAUAGCAUUUGGGAGCGAUGGAUGAGAAAAAUGCCUAAUGACAUAUCGAAUAAGAGACAAUCAGGUGAGACCAUAAGAAGGGACACAUUUGAUGGAAGUAGAAAAGAUAUUAACGCGGCAAUUGACCAGAUCUGUGAGUUUACUGGAACCAAGGUCAUUUUUUGGGAUUUGAGGGAGCCUUUUAUUGAGAACUUAUUCAAACCUACUGUUUCCCAAAGUAGGUUGGAGGCUCUUAUCGACCCACUCGAUUUGGUACUUAAUCAAUUGUGUGAUGUCAUUAUGGAACCACUACGGGAUAGGGUUGUGACAGGCCUCCUCCAAGCAUCACUGGAUGGUUUACUCCGAGUAUUACUAGAUGGCGGUCCAUCUCGCAUUUUCUACCCAGCAGAUGCCAAGUUAUUGGAAGAAGAUUUAGAAGUUUUAAAGGAAUUUUUUAUAUCUGGAGGGGAUGGCCUUCCUCGCGGAGUUGUUGAAAAUCAAGUUGCACGUGUUCGACAAGUGAUUAAAUUGCUUGGUUAUGAGACACGUGAGUUGAUCGAUGACUUGAGAUCUGUCAGUGGAUUAGAGACGCAAGGUAGCAGAAGCAAGCUGGGUGCUGAUACAAAAACUUUAUUAAGGGUAUUGUGUCACAGGGGAGAUUCAGAGGCUUCUCAGUUCCUCAAAAAACAAUACAAGAUACCCAAGUCUGCUGCUUAGCCAUCCCUCAGUAUAUAUCUUGAGAUGACAUGAUAAAUUGUAGCUGUAAUAUAACAUUGUCUUGGGAGCAAAGUAGUGUUAUUUAAUUUAAUUCUUGAACCAAAACUUUUUCUUUUACAAAUCAAAGAAACUAUGUUGAAUUUCUAAAACCUACCUUGUACAUAUAUUUUUGUACAUGUGUAUAUUGUAUUUUCUGUUUUCAUAAGAGAAGGUUGGAGGCCUGUUGUUUAA
Messenger RNA from Daucus carota subsp. sativus, 3733 nucleotides. RefSeq names its product protein unc-13 homolog. Lineage: Eukaryota; Viridiplantae; Streptophyta; Magnoliopsida; Apiales; Apiaceae. The coding region runs from base 188 to 3502 and encodes 1104 amino acids. The record is from RefSeq and is a predicted model, not a curated record. The transcript has 27 exons.